Messenger RNA from Drosophila arizonae, 571 nucleotides. RefSeq names its product Vesicle transport through interaction with t-SNAREs 1b (gene Vti1b). Lineage: Eukaryota; Metazoa; Arthropoda; Insecta; Diptera; Drosophilidae. The record is from RefSeq and is a predicted model, not a curated record. Gene Ontology annotation, biological process: Golgi to vacuole transport; retrograde transport, endosome to Golgi; macroautophagy. Gene Ontology annotation, cellular component: endoplasmic reticulum membrane; late endosome membrane; ER to Golgi transport vesicle membrane. Gene Ontology annotation, molecular function: SNARE binding; SNAP receptor activity.
CGCUGGUCAUUUUCGUGACAUGUCCUAUGACGGCUACACCCAACUGCCUAGCGGCAGCACCGAUCACGACCGACGUCAACAGCAGGUGAUAGCAAACACCUACGAUGUCCUGCAGCGCACCACCCAAAGCAUUCAGCGCUCUAAUCAGGUGGCCAUCGAAACGGAAAAUAUAGGCACCGAGGUACUUGGCGAACUGGGGGAGCAACGUGAAUCACUGCUGCGCACUACUCGACGUCUCGAAGACGCCGAUCAGGAAUUGUCGAAAUCUCGCAUCAUUUUGCGAAAACUGAGCCGUGAAGUUAUCUACAAUAAGAUUGUUUUAAUAUUGAUAAUUUUCUUAGAAGUAGCCAUACUCAUUGGCCUGCUGGUCUUAAAGUUCGCCCAUCUAUAGAGGCGAAUCAUUGAAUUCCAAAGCUAUAUUCGGAGUGAAUAUGGAUUUUAUUAAGUAUUUUGUUUUGUCUUAUCUAACAUACAUGUUAAACCCAUGCCUUAGACAUAUGUAUAUGUAUAUAGAGUUAGGAUAAUGUAAAUCGUAUAUGGAGCGAUAUUAAUAAAACACAGCUAACAGUUA